GCACAUUUCAUUUACUGGCAGCAAAUCUAAAACAGAAAGUAAGUACUCUGUUUUUUCCCCUGUUCUAAGCUUCUUUCCUUACCUUUACUCUGUUUUCAUCAGAUGGUUGAAGUAGAAAGAGUCGAGAAUUUAGCAAAUAGCGGAAUCAAAUCGAUCCCAAAAGAAUACAUCCGUCCAAAAGAAGAGCUGGAGAGCAUCAACGACGUUUUCCAAGAAGAGAAGAAAGAAGACGGCCCUCAAGUCCCCACCAUCGACUUACAAAACAUCGAGUCUGAAGACGAAACAAUCCGUGAGCAAUGCAUAGAGGAGCUCAAGAAGGCUGCUAUGGACUGGGGAGUGAUGCAUCUGAUCAACCACGGCGUACCGGUUGACCUGAUGGAGCGUGUGAAGAAAGCAGGAGAAGAGUUCUUCGGUUUGCCCGUGGAGGAGAAGGAGAAGUACGCAAAUGAUCAAGCCACAGGAAAGAUCCAAGGGUAUGGAAGUAAAUUAGCUAACAACGCGAGUGGACAGCUAGAGUGGGAAGACUACUUCUUCCAUCUUGUUUAUCCUGAAGACAAGAGAGAUCUCUCACUUUGGCCCAAGACACCAAGUGAUUACGUAGAAGCCACGAGUGAGUACGCUAAGUAUCUUCGUUUGCUAGCAACAAAAGUCUUCAAGGCUCUCUCUGUCGGUCUCGGCUUAGAGCCUGACCGUCUAGAGAAAGAAGUUGGCGGUUUAGAAGAACUUCUCCUCCAAAUGAAGAUAAACUAUUACCCGAAAUGCCCUCAGCCUGAGCUAGCACUUGGCGUGGAAGCUCACACAGAUGUAAGCGCUUUGACCUUCAUUCUACACAACAUGGUUCCGGGGUUGCAGCUUUUCUACGAGGGCAAAUGGGUCAUCGCAAAAUGUGUUCCUGAUUCCAUUGUGAUGCACAUUGGCGAUACGUUGGAGAUUCUUAGUAAUGGCAAGUUUAAGAGUAUACUUCACCGUGGGUUGGUGAAUAAGGAGAAGGUUAGGAUCUCUUGGGCUGUGUUUUGUGAGCCACCCAAGGAUAAGAUCGUUCUUAAGCCGUUGCCGGAGAUGGUGAGUGCUGAGACUCCGGCUAAGUUUCCUCCAAGGACAUUUGCUCAACAUAUUGAGCAUAAGUUGUUUAGAAGGAACGAACAAGAGGAGUUGGUGCCUGAGACAAAAGAUUGAGUCUGUAUAUAUAAUACUCUGUGUAUGUCUUUAUCCAGCGUUUGAUGUGUACAUCUAAUUAAAGAUUUGAAGGCAUAUAUAUGUCUAAAGAUUGUGUAAUUAAUAUAUGUGUUAGUAAAACCGAGAAACACAUGAAGAUAUAUGAACCACAUGUUGUAUUAAGAGCUUGAAAGUAUUUUCUGAUUUACAUUUAUGUUUUUUA
This is a messenger RNA of Brassica rapa (field mustard), 1378 nucleotides long. Its product is annotated as leucoanthocyanidin dioxygenase. Lineage: Eukaryota; Viridiplantae; Streptophyta; Magnoliopsida; Brassicales; Brassicaceae. The record is from RefSeq and is a predicted model, not a curated record.